This is a messenger RNA of Geodia barretti, 321 nucleotides long. Lineage: Eukaryota; Metazoa; Porifera; Demospongiae; Tetractinellida; Geodiidae. The record is from the annotation of a GenBank genome assembly.
AUGACGCAGCCCGCAGCCCGAACCGUAAUGCAAGAAGUAUCGCCCAAGCUGGCCGAGCUGUCCGCCGACGUGCUGUUCGGGGACGUUUGGGAGCGACCGGAGCUGUCCAAGCGGGACCGCAGCCUGAUCACCGUUGCCACGCUGACCGCGCUUUACCGCACGGACCAACUGCGCGGCCACAUCGGCCGUGCCCUGGACAACGGCGUGACCCGCGACGAGAUCUCCGAGGUGAUCACGCACAUGGCGUUUUACGCCGGCUGGCCGGUGGCGGCCAACGCGGUGCGAAUUGCCAAGGAAGUUUUUGAAGAACGCGGCGUCUAG